Messenger RNA from Hydra vulgaris (swiftwater hydra), 571 nucleotides. The record is from RefSeq and is a predicted model, not a curated record. Lineage: Eukaryota; Metazoa; Cnidaria; Hydrozoa; Anthoathecata; Hydridae.
UUAGUCCCUGUGUAAUAAGAUUUGAAAUUGGAAUGAAAAAAAAGCGAGUAAAAAAUGAUUUUUCUGAAAAUUUUAAAGAAACUGACUGUCUGCUGUCGAAUGAUAAAGCUGAAACAAAACCAAGAUCUUCUAUCUCAGAGCCGCAACCAACGCAAUCAAGUCCAAGUAACAGAGUUUGCAGUCGAAAAGUAUCUAUAUGGGCACCGCCAGUUACGGAAACCAAAUUUGAAGAUAUACCCGUGUUGACAAUUUGUCCGUAUUGCAAUCAGAAAGGCGUUACAAAAACUCAUUUAAAAAGAAGCCGAAAACGAUGGCUUUGCUGUUGGUGCCUUCCGCUACUAUUGAAUGUUUUUAAAGAUGUCAUCCAUACUUGUUCAAAAUGUAACAAACAGAUUGCAAUUUACAAUAGAUUUAUUCAAAGACGAAGAUCGGAAGAUACUAGCGAAAAUAACUAAGUUGAAAGAUUUCGACAGCUUUUACAAUAAAGACCAACGGAGGAAAAUAAUCUCAAAUUAUUAUUUUUUUAUUGACAUUAUUUUAUACGAUAUUGUUAUAAAAUUAUCAAAACGUU